Molecule: messenger RNA, 2256 nt
Organism: Pseudogymnoascus destructans
Lineage: Eukaryota; Fungi; Ascomycota; Leotiomycetes; Thelebolales; Thelebolaceae
Exons: 2
Coding region: 307-2025 (572 amino acids)
Biological process (GO): protein phosphorylation
Molecular function (GO): protein kinase activity; ATP binding
Source: RefSeq, a predicted model, not a curated record
CUCGGUAGGUGAUUUUCUGGUUUAUCAUCUUAUAAAAAAUUUAAAGUGUUUGCGUGUUUGCGUGUUUGCGGAUUGUUUUCGAGGAGGAUUGCAAUAUAUGGUUUGACUAUUCACUUCAGAGUCAAGGCAUAGGACUGAACCCAGAGGGUAAAGAUCUAUACUCACCACGAAGAUACCUGGAUUAACAGUACAGGGAUACAGACUCACCUUUUUGGGCAGAGUCAACUCACCUUGUCGUACCAGAAAGGCAUUCCAAAGACACCACCUCGCCACUCACCCACAACUUACCAACCCCACCACCAAACCAUGGACCUCACCCCCACCGCCAUACCCCUCGUCAUCCACCCAACCGCCGCAUUCACCACCUCCCCCCCUCCUUCUCCACCAUCACCCACCAUACUCCCCUGGCCCCUCCCCCCCCUCAACCCCUCCACACGAAUCAACAGCCUCACCCCCGUCCUCAACCCUCACUGGCGCCUCGACCUCUGCAGCUCCCAAGGAACCCAAUUCCACACCACCCCCCUCACCCACCCUCUCCCACCCCCCCUUUUUAUCACCACCACCAUCCCACCUCCCUCCGCACACCCAACUCUCUCGCACCUCCUCGACCUCCCCCAAGCAUUCAGCUGCCGCGGCGACUCCAUCCAGAGGCUCGGGAUCGCUCAGCACGUUCUCCGCGCCUUGGAGCACUAUUCAGCCACACACCCUCGCUUUGAAGAGACAUACCGCACCCUUCCCUUCGGCUCCCAAAUCGUCAUCUCGCGCCUACACAAAGACGUUAGCAAAUGCCACAUCACCCUCCUUCGCAACACGCAGUUAGAGCACACGCUCCUCACCCCCUCUGCGCUCGCCGCGCUCGCCCCUGAGAUCCCUUCCGCGGACUGGCCGGAAGCACUGAAUAUAACCUCGUUGACCCUAGUGCGUCAGAUCCAUGACAGCGUCUGCGUCGUCGCUCUCCCAUCUUCCGGGUUAGGAGAGCCGCGGGAACUGGUCAUGAAAGCUGUGACGGGUGAUCCAAAGUACUUGUACCACGAGCUGAUUUCGCUACUUUCCCUCCCAGCGCAUCGCAACAUUAUCCGCCCGCUCUACCUCACGACGAAGAAAUGCAGGUUUGGCGGCAAGGUAGGUGUUGUGGGGAUGCUGCUCCCGUUCCACCGCGCAGGAAGCCUUCGGGAUGUGCUACCCCUUCGUUCUCUAACUGGGACAUUGGGCUGGAACGAUCAAAUGUGCUGGGCAAAGGGAUUAGCCACCGCACUUGUGCAUAUUGUGCGCCAAGGGGGAUAUUAUUCCGACCUGAGGGUUGAUAAUGUGGUGCUUGCCGAGAACGGGGAGGCUGUUUUGGUGGAUUUUGAGCAGAGGGGUGUGUGGGUGGGAUUUUCGGCGCCAGAGGUCGCAUGUAUCGAGAAUUUAGCUAUCAUUGCGAUGAGUGCCCAUGGGGAGGUGCCGGAGGGAGUCAGGGCCGAGUAUCGUGCGAAGAUGGAUCGGUUCGUGCCCGGGUGGAGGGGCGUAGGGAAGGGGGCGCACAAGGGGAAGACCGAGGGGUUUGCAUUGGGGUGGUUGGCGAUGGACGCGGAGGAGAGGGAGGCAGCGAUGGUAUAUAUGCUUGGUAGGGCACUGUGGUGUAUAUUCGAGGGAGUGGGAAUGCCAGAGCGAGCAGUGUGGAGGCAGGGUGGAGAAGGAGGGAUGGAAUUCCCAGCAUAUAGGAGGGCGGGGCAGAGGGAGAGGGAGUUGAUUGAUAGGUGCACGAUGGGAAGGGUGGAGGGGAGGAGAGAGCAAGGAGUGGUGAGAUCGGGGGGAAGGAUUGUGUUGAAGGAAGGAGAUGGGACGGAGAGUGCGGAGGUGGUGCAAAGGGCUGCGAAGGAGUGGUGGAUUGAGGAGCUGGGGAGGGGAGAAAGGUUCUUGGAGGAGAGAGAGAUAAUGAGGGAGGAGAGAAGAGAAAGGGGGGUGACUGGAGGUUCUUCUAUGUUUGGUGGGAGGCCGAGAUUGGAGGAGGUGCUUGAUAUUUUGGAGAGUUGGGAGAUGUGAUGUGUGAAGUUGGCCGAUUGGGUAACGGGUUAGGUGUUGGUGAUGGACUCCACAGCGGUCUGUGAUUCCCGAGAUGCCGGGAGAGAAAAGGAUUGGAUGUUGGUCCAUUGGAUAUUGAUGCCCACCGGUUGGUGAAGCGGGAAGGAGCGAGUUCGUGAGAUGCUGGAAUGGUGGACGCAAUCUUAUUGGAUACGGGAUUUUAUUGAAUCAAGUAUGUUUUGGAGCGAGGCU